CCACCCAUUUCUCGCUUUCUUCUUCCCCCCUCCUCCUACCAUCUGCUCUUCCCUCUUCCACCUUCCUCUGCGAAGCCUCAUCCUUGACUCUCUUAGGAGCAGUACACAUAGGUUUUCUAUCCUAUAUCAUUUGAAUCAGGUCGAGCUAGCUCUCGAUUCUGGUCAUCUGUGUGUCUUUUCUGCUUCCUAUUUAUCCCCCCUCAUACUUUUUUUUAACAACCCCGCCUCUACGGCAGUUGCUGAAAAAAAUCAGUCAAAAUGGUUAACUUCACCAUCGAGGAGAUCCGGUCCCUUAUGGACCGCAAGGCCAACAUCCGUAACAUGUCGGUCAUUGCUCACGUCGAUCACGGAAAGUCCACCCUCAGUGACUCUCUGGUCCAGCGUGCCGGUAUCAUUUCGGCUGCUAAGGCUGGUGAGGCUCGUUUCAUGGACACCCGUAAGGACGAGCAGGACCGUGGUAUCACUAUCAAGUCCACUGCCAUCUCCUUGUACUCCAACUUCUCCGACCCUGAGGAUCUGAAGGAGAUCCCCCAGGCUGUCGAUGGUAGCGAGUUCUUGAUCAACUUGAUCGACUCCCCCGGUCACGUUGACUUCUCGUCUGAGGUCACUGCCGCUCUCCGUGUCACCGAUGGUGCUCUCGUCGUUGUCGACUGUGUGUCUGGUGUCUGUGUCCAGACCGAGACCGUCCUGCGUCAGGCUCUUGGUGAGCGUAUCAAGCCCGUCCUCAUGAUCAACAAGGUCGACCGUUCUCUUCUCGAGCUUCAGGUCACCAAGGAGGAUCUUUACCAGUCCUUCGCCCGUACCGUUGAGUCCGUCAACGUCAUCAUCUCCACCUACUAUGACAAGGCUCUCGGUGAUGUCCAGGUCUACCCUGACCAGGGUACCGUUGCUUUCGGUUCCGGUCUCCACGGUUGGGGUUUCACCGUCCGCCAGUUCGCCGUCAAGUACGCCAAGAAGUUCGGUGUUGACCGCAAGAAGAUGCUUCAGCGUCUGUGGGGUGACAGCUACUUCAACCCCAAGACCAAGAAGUGGUCCAAGUCUGGUGAGCCCGACGAGCGUGCCUUCAACAUGUUCAUUUUGGACCCCAUCUUCAAGAUCUUCGACGCCGUUGGCAAGAACAAGAAGGAUGAUGUUCUGAAGAUCGUUGAGAAGCUCGAGGUCAAGCUCAGCGCCGACGAGAAGGAGCUUGAAGGCAAGGCUCUCCUCAAGCUGGUUAUGCGCAAGUUCUUGCCCGCUGCCGACGCCAUGUUGGAGAUGAUCUGUAUCCACCUGCCCUCUCCCGUCACUGCCCAGAAGUACCGUGCCGAGACUCUGUACGAGGGUCCUACCGAUGACCAGUUCUGCACCGCUAUCCGUGAUUGUGACUCGACCGCUCCUCUCAUGCUGUACGUCUCUAAGAUGGUUCCCACCUCUGACAAGGGUCGUUUCUACGCUUUUGGUCGUGUCUACGCUGGUACCGUCCGAUCUGGUCUCAAGGUCCGCAUCCAGGGUCCCAACUACGUUCCUGGCAAGAAGGACGACCUGUUCAUCAAGAGCAUUCAGCGUACCGUUCUGAUGAUGGGUCGCUUCAUCGAGCCCAUUGAGAACGUUCCUGCCGGUAACAUCGUCGGUCUUGUUGGUGUUGACCAGUUCUUGCUCAAGUCUGGUACACUUACCACCGACGAGGCUGCCCACAACAUGAAGGUCAUGAAGUUCUCUGUCUCUCCCGUCGUGCAGCGCUCCGUUGAGGUCAAGAACGCCCAGGAUCUGCCCAAGCUUGUCGAAGGUCUCAAGCGUCUGUCCAAGUCUGACCCUUGUGUCUUGACUUUCAUCUCCGAGUCUGGUCAACACGUUGUCGCCGGUGCUGGUGAGCUUCACUUGGAAAUUUGCUUGAAGGAUCUCGAGGAGGACCACGCUGGUGUUCCCCUGAACAUCAGUGACCCUGUCGUUCCUUACCGUGAGAGUGUUACUGGCGAGUCCAGCAUGACUGCUUUGUCCAAGUCGCCCAACAAGCACAACCGUAUCUACCUUACCGCCUCUCCCCUUGGUGAUGAAGUCGCUCAGGCUAUCGAAACCGGCAAGAUCAACCCCCGUGACGACUUCAAGGCCCGUGCCCGUGUCCUCGCUGACGAGUACGAGUGGGAUGUCACCGACGCCCGUAAGAUCUGGACUUUCGGUCCCGACACCAACGGUACCAACUUGAUGGUUGACCAGACCAAGGCCGUCCAGUACCUCAACGAAAUCAAGGACUCCGUUGUCUCUGGUUUCCAGUGGGCCACCCGUGAGGGUCCCCUUGCUGAGGAGCCCAUGCGUGCCAUUCGCUUCAACAUCCUUGAUGUGACCCUGCACGCUGAUGCCAUUCACCGUGGUGCUGGUCAGAUCAUGCCUACCACUCGUCGUGUCAUGUACGCCGCCGCCAUGCUUGCGGACCCUUGUAUUCUCGAGCCCAUCUUCAACGUCGAGAUCCAGGUUCCCGAGCAGGCCAUGGGUGGUAUCUACGGUGUCCUUUCCACUCGUCGUGGUCACGUCUACGCCGAGGAGCAGAGACCCGGUACUCCUCUGUUCACCAUCAAGGCUUACCUGCCCGUCAACGAGUCCUUCGGUUUCACCGGCGCUCUCCGUGCCGCCACCGGUGGUCAGGCCUUCCCCCAGUGUGUCUUCGACCACUGGAAUGUUCUCGAAGGAGGAUCUCCUCUUGACCCCAGCACUAUGGUUGGUGGCAUUGUUAAGGAUAUGCGUGUCCGCAAGGGUCUCAAGGACACCGUUCCUGGCUACGAGAACUACUACGACAAGCUGUAAACUCGUUAAUACCAGCCGGAUAGGGUUUCUUACAGUUUCCAGCGGAAUCCUAUGUUAAUGAGAUUGACGAACGCAUUACAUUGUCCAUGUUAAAAAAUAUCAACGAGCAUCAAAAUUUCUCGUCUCUUCGGGCUUCGUCCUUGUCGUAUGUGGUUUCCGAACACCUAGAGAGAAGUAGAAUGGGGGUGCACACGUGCAUUUGCUAAGGGUUUUUUAUUAUAUUGUUACGUUUAUGACUGUGGGGACUUUUUUACAUAGUUGACUUGCUCUAUGGUUGGACAUGAAAAUUUCAUUGUAGUUC
Aspergillus wentii DTO 134E9 is the source of this 3079-nucleotide messenger RNA. Its product is annotated as elongation factor 2. The coding region runs from base 259 to 2778 and encodes 839 amino acids. Gene Ontology annotation, molecular function: ribosome binding; translation elongation factor activity; GTPase activity. The record is from RefSeq and is a predicted model, not a curated record. Gene Ontology annotation, cellular component: ribonucleoprotein complex; cytosol. The transcript has 6 exons. Gene Ontology annotation, biological process: translational elongation. NCBI's taxonomy places the organism in Eukaryota, Fungi, Ascomycota, Eurotiomycetes, Eurotiales, Aspergillaceae.